This is a messenger RNA of Prunus avium (sweet cherry), 2315 nucleotides long. RefSeq lists its product as uncharacterized. NCBI's taxonomy places the organism in Eukaryota, Viridiplantae, Streptophyta, Magnoliopsida, Rosales, Rosaceae. Gene Ontology annotation, molecular function: zinc ion binding; nucleic acid binding. The record is from RefSeq and is a predicted model, not a curated record.
AGAAUAAGUAACAAAAAAACAAACAGAAGCUCUCCUACUAUAAAGGGCGCAAACAGAAGCAUCCGUUAGCAGAAGAAAAGAGAGAGAGCCAGCCAUGGAAUACUCCUACCCACAAACCCAUCAAGAAGACCACACCCAAUACCAGCAAUACCAACAAUACCAACAACAACAACAACAACAAGAAGCAGCAGCAGCAUAUGACCCAUCAAGAAUUCAAGCCUACGACCACUCAUAUCAAUCCUAUUAUCCCUACAAUCAUCAUCAACAACAAUAUGAAUAUGACCACCACCAGUACCAGCAAUAUUACAAUCCCACUCAAGAUUACAGAAAUUCCUACGACACCACCACCACCACCACCCAACAUCAAUUCCAUCAAGAACCCACUUCGAUUCAUCCUCCUGGGGUCCCAAUCCCGCCUGAACCGCCACACAACGCGGAUCCCGGGCAAACCCAUUUUCAAAAUGCGUAUUAUGCACAUGGGGUUGUUGAAGAUCAGCAACAGCAGCAAAUGAAUUCGGGUUCGGGUGAAUUGAUACCGGCGGCUGUGGCUGCACUAUCGCAGCUGACGCAACUCUCUGCGAACAUGGAUGCGGCGCAGAGGGCCACUCAACCGCCGAUUGGGCAAACUCCAUAUAGAGGUGGAGGUAGGAGGGGCAAUAGGCCCUUCCGAGGGGGUGGUCGGGGCCAUUUUGGUUACCAUGGUUCUAGACCAGAUGGCUCAGCCCGCCCUUUCCGCGGUAGGGGACGUGGCCAGGGUGGUGGUAGACACUUUCCACAGUAUGGUGCUGCAUCAAACAAUCUAAAUUCAGCAUCUGUACCUGCUGAAGGUGUAGCUGCUUUAAUGCAGCCGCCUUCAGCAUUGGUUCCUGGGCAGGCACCAUUACCUGUACCAACACAAGUGUCUUCUACUUCAUUCUGGCGACCUCCUCGUAUGGCUUGGUGUGAACUUUGUAGGGUUGACUGCAACACUCCUGAAAUCCUUGAGCAGCAUAAAAAUGGAAAGCGACACAAAAAAUAUAUGCAGGUAUAUGAGGAGUUGCAGAAACUCAACAAAGUCAAAACUGAACAGCAGAAUGCUCAAAUGCCUAACACUGAAUUAAAACCAGAAGUUGGUCAACCUGUGAAAGUUGAGGGAUUUGAGGAAAAACAACCCUUACAAGAAAAUCUUACUUCUGAAGUAGUUACUGAUAAUAAUAGAAAUGAAACAGAUCAGAAAGAUACUGGGGCAAAUUCUGAAGCUUCUGCAGGACCUGGGAACAAGUCCGGGGAUCACUUUGCAGCUCGGGGACGUGGUUUCAAGCGUAGGAUGAGAGGGGGGCGAGGGGGUAAGUAUAUGAGGACUAAUGAAGGAUCACGAAGACCAGUUGAGCCUCCCAAACCGAAACAAGUGAUUCCUUUUAUAUGUGAAUUGUGCAAUAUCAAGUGUGAGUCACAGGUGGUUUUCGAUAGUCAUUUGAGUGGUAAAAAGCACCUUGCCACCCUUAAAAGGUUUCAUGGCCACCGUGCUUUGUAUGGAGAAGUGGGGCUUCAAGCACUUUACCCAUCUAACUUCAAUGCCGCCUCAACUUCAGCCGCCCCAACUUCAGCCGCCCCCCCUGUCCAGCAAGGUGACAAUGAUCCUCAAGCCCUCUUGGCCCAAUUGUUGAUGACUUAUGUGCUUGCUCAAACCCAAGCACAAGGGUCAUCACCAGCUCCAGCGCCUGCAUCUGCAGUUGGACCAGUCGGAACCCACAAUCAACUCGAGUUGAUUCAAGGAUUGCAAGCGAUGUGUCAAGAUGGGAGCCAAAAUGCAGUUAUCUUGGAACUCAAACGUCAGCUGCAAUGUGCAGCAGCUGGGAACCCAGAAACAAACACUGGGAAUGGAACAUCAGAGUUUGAAGCAAAGGAGGUAAGCGUUCCUAUAAGUAUGUCAGUUGUGGCGCCAGCAGAGAAUCCAGUCACAAGCGAGCAAGUUUCUCAGACAGCAUCAGAUAAAGAGUGUGGAGCUGCCUCCUCAGAUCCAAUUUUCCAGCCAAAAGCUGAAAACCAAAUGCAGGAACCAGAGUCCAAGAAAGAAGAGCGAACUGAAUAGAUGCAGUUACAUAUUUGUUGGGGAAACCACUGAGCAAAGUGAGGUCCUAAGCUAGGCCCUUCAAUGACUGAAUAAGAUACACUCAUUUCAGCCAUGGUACAGUUUUAUUUUACAUUGAACUAAAUGGUUAUGUUCUUUUGUAUAACACAUGUUUUGGUUGUGGGACGUUCAGAAUUACCCAUAUGUCUUUACCUUUUGGCUGAAUAUACAUCACAUUGGCAUCUAUCGAUUAGCCGUUUUACUG